GGUCUUUUUGCAGUUGCAUUUUUAAGCUGCCACUUAAAUACUAAUCUAACUAAAUAUUAAAUUCUGAAAUCCAGCUCAACUGUGGGGAGUAUAUAAUCAUGUUUUAUUUAAUGCUACGAGAUUAAAUUCUCUAACCUUUUGAAUAAAUGGUUGCUCCUGUUAGUUGAAGUCAAGAUUUGAGAUCUGUUGCCGGUGCCGGAGGAUUUUUCCGAUGGUUUGGCCGGAAAACAUGAAGCUCCGACAGUGACUCAUCUUGGAACAUAACAAAUUCAAAGGAAAAUUUCUCAUGGCAUUCUGCUCUGCUCAACUGGUCAAGUUAAUCAUCUUCAUAGUUUUCCUUUUGCCUCUAGCAUACGCUGACUUGAACUCAGAUAAACAAGCUCUUCUUGCAUUUGCUAAUUCGGUACCCCAUGGUCCAAAGCUCAACUGGAAUAACAACACUGCUAUAUGCACUUCGUGGGUUGGUAUCAACUGUACUUCUGAUGGGACCCGAGUCUUGGCUCUUCGACUUCCUGCUGUUGGACUGAAAGGCCCAAUUCCAGCCAACACACUUGGAAAACUUGAUGCAUUACAGAUUUUAAGCCUUAGAUCAAAUCGCCUAAAUGGAAGCUUACCGUCUGAUCUUCUUUCUCUACCUUCCCUCCAUUAUCUAUUCCUUCAAAGAAAUAGCUUUGCUACUGACAUUCCGCCUUCCUUUCCUCCUCGCCUGAUGGUUUUGGAUCUUUCAUUCAAUUCUUUCACCGGAAAUAUUCCAGCUUCAAUCCAGAACUUAACACAGUUAUCUGGAUUGAACCUCCAAAAUAACUCCCUUUCUGGCCCUAUUCCAAACAUUACAUUCUCCGGACUAAAACGCUUAAACAUAAGUUAUAACCAUCUCAAUGGCUCGAUUCCACCUUCCCUCCAAACAUUCCCAAAUUCAUCGUUUAUCGGGAACUCUUUUUCAUGUGGACUGCCUUUGAAUCCUUGUUCAACAGUACCUGCUCCCUCUCCUUCUCCACCUGUCAGCCCAAAAAAACAUAGUUCUGAUAAGAAACUUCCAACAUGGGCCAUCAUUGCCAUUGCGGUUGGAGGUGGUACUGUGCUGCUACUUAUAUUUAUUUUUAUCCUUUGCUGUUGUUUGAAGAAAAAGAGUCGUGACCCAAGUCGCGUCACGAAAGCAAAGUCUUCUACUGGUGGAAGGGGUGAAAAGCCCAGGGAACAAUUCGGUAGUGGGGUGCAAGAGCCUGAAAAGAACAAAUUAGUUUUCUUUGAAGGGUGUUCUUAUAACUUUGAUCUUGAGGAUUUAUUGCGGGCUUCAGCUGAGGUGCUUGGAAAAGGUAGUUUUGGGACAGCAUAUAAGGCGGUUCUGGAGGAGUCUGUAACAGUUGUUGUGAAAAGAUUGAAAGAAGUAGUGGUGGGGAAGAAAGAGUUUGAACAGCAAAUGGAGAUUAUUGGGAGAGUUGGGCAGCACCAAAAUGUUGUACCUCUUCGGGCUUAUUAUUACUCAAAGGAUGAGAAGCUUCUUGUCUAUGAUUACAUCUCGGCUGGUAGCUUAUUGACACUCCUGCACGGAAACAAGGGCUCCGAAAGAACUGCACUAGACUGGGAAACCAGAGUCAAAAUCGCCCUCGGAGCUGCAAGAGGAAUAGCCCAUAUCCAUUUAGUUGGAGGCCCAAAAUUCACUCACGGAAAUAUCAAGUCCUCAAAUGUCCUCAUCACCCAAGACUUGAAUGGAUGCAUUUCAGACAUCGGCUUAGCCCCUAUCAUGAACUUCCCUCCUCCUUCCUCUCGCCACGCUGUUGGAUACCGAGCUCCCGAAGUUCUUGAAACCCGAAAACACUCUCACAAAUCAGAUGUUUACAGCUUCGGCGUACUCCUCCUUGAAAUGCUAACUGGGAAACAACCGAUUCAAUCUCCCGGAAGAGAAGACAUGGUGGAUCUCCCGAGAUGGGUUCAGUCGGUAGUUCGAGAAGAAUGGACUGCUGAGGUUUUCGAUGUUGAGCUCAUGAAGUUUCAGAACAUUGAAGAGGAAAUGGUUCAGAUGUUGCAGAUUGGGAUGGCUUGUGUGGUGCGGCUCCCGGAUAUGAGACCCACAAUGGAUGAAGUUGUUAAGAUGAUAGAGGAGGUUCGGGGGUCCGACUCUGAAAACCGGCCUUCGUCUGAUGAUAACAAAUCUAAAGACUCACAUGUGCAGACCCCUUAAUUUCGGGAUUGAAAAUGUAAGUUUGUGAAGAAAGAAGAAUGAAUAAAACUUAUUUGAUUGUCUGAAUUACCUCCCUACCCACAUUUGAUAUGUAAAUGCAUGAAGUUGUGCAACUAGUGAGCAAGAUUUAAUUUGUUUGAUUUGGGCAUAUUUUAGGAUUAGUUUUACUUGUUUUAGAGGCCUUUUCUGUAAGUUUAUCCGCUGCAGGAGUUUUUUACUUCAGUUACCAAAAUUCUUUACUGUUUGAAUGGAUUGGGUUCGUGAUUUGAAGCA
This is a messenger RNA of Erigeron canadensis, 2455 nucleotides long. Its product is annotated as probable inactive receptor kinase At5g58300. The coding region runs from base 287 to 2182 and encodes 631 amino acids. NCBI's taxonomy places the organism in Eukaryota, Viridiplantae, Streptophyta, Magnoliopsida, Asterales, Asteraceae. The transcript is spliced from 3 exons. The record is from RefSeq and is a predicted model, not a curated record. Gene Ontology annotation, molecular function: ATP binding; protein binding; protein kinase activity. Gene Ontology annotation, biological process: protein phosphorylation.